Molecule: messenger RNA, 1686 nt
Organism: Astrephomene gubernaculifera
Lineage: Eukaryota; Viridiplantae; Chlorophyta; Chlorophyceae; Chlamydomonadales; Astrephomenaceae
Source: the annotation of a GenBank genome assembly
GUAGUGGUUACACACGAGUUGUUACAUCCCAAAUGACUUUUUAAGGAGUACCUAGAAUUCUGUAAUAUAGUCGCACUAUGACGACACUUGCUCAAACAGGCCCCCCGAGGGCGCUGACGCUGCUCGCAGCGUCACAGCCUGAUAUGGUCCGCGCUGUUCAAAAGGAUGACUCCUACGUGGAACAAUACUUGGAGGCAACGCGCGAGGUGGUGCGGCGAUUGUUUGGGCCCUUCCGCGCGCUGCAAUAUGCCAGAGAGACCAAGCUGGUUGCGCUUCUGCUGUACCACGGCCUCACGACAGGUCUGGGUCACCAAACGCUCGGCGAGGAGUACUGCAACAUGCUGCAAGUCACAGCCUCCGGCCGCCCUCCCGAGCUGUCCCGCCGGCUGCUGCUGGCCGCGCUGCGGUCAGCGGGGCCCUAUGCGGCCGACCGCCUGGCAGGCCACCUGGACAGCGCCGCAGAGCAGUCGGAGCAGCAGCAGCAGCAGGCGGCAGCGGAGGAGGAGCAGGAGAUGAUGAGGAGCGAGGCAGCGGCGGAGGCGGAGGCAGAGGCAGCAGCAGCAGCUACAGCUGUUGGGGUAGAGGAGGAGGAGCGGCGGACAGGGCCGGGACUCGCAUCCACCUCCUCCUCCUUCGCCGCCGCUGCAGAACAGCAACAGCGACGAAGAGGCGGCGGGAGAGGUGGAAGGGGUGGUGGAGGUUGGUUGCGGUUGCUGGUCGCUGCGAUCGCGGCUAGGUGGGCCCGAUGCUGGCGAGCGCUGGUGGUAGCAUGGCCGAGGGUACGACCCCUGUUGUCGUACGCUGGUCGGUUGCACUUGGCGCUGUUUUAUGUGUACGGCAGCUACUACAGCCUGCCUCACCGGCUGACGGGGGUGCGCUACAGCCUCUCCAUGCGGCCGCUGCAGGGGCGGCCCUCCUACCGGAUUCUCGGGCUCCUCCUCGGGCUACAACUGGCGGUGGCGGCAGCAGCCAAGGCGCGUACGGCGUUACGCAAGCUGCGCCUCGCUGCGGCCGCUAGCGGCGCCGCCAAACGCCGUAGAGCAGCAGCAGCAGCCGGAGAUGGGCAGCUAGAGGAGGAGGAGGAGGAGGAGGUUGGGGUUGCGGAGGUGGAGCGGUAUGCGGGUGAAGACGAACCCGCGGUGUUUUUGGAAGAUGAUGAGGAUGAUGAGGACGAGGAGGAGGUGGAGGAGGAGGACGUGUCGUACGACAAUGAUGAUGGCCAUGCAGGGGUGAUGCCGUACAAAGGAUUGGAAGGCGAGGGUGAGGGGAGAGAUGUGAUGACUGGCGGUGGUGGUGGCGGUGGCUGGGAGGAGGAUGUGUUUGGCAGCACAACAACAGCUACGGCAGCAACAGCAACAACACAGCCCAGCGGUGGUGCGACGACUCCUGCAGCUGCUACCGCUGCUGCCGGGACUGCACUCACGCGGGGGCACCAGCAGCGGCGAGGCAGGCGGGCACCCCGCUGCGGCGGUGCCUCCGGGGUGCUGCCUCUGCGCACCUCGCAGCGGCAGUGCCCGCUGUGCCUGUCGCCCAAGAGCCACCCCGCCAGCACGCCGUGCGGGCACACCUUCUGCUGGGGCUGCAUCACCACAUGGUGCACUGAGAAGCCCGAGUGCCCGCUGUGCCGUGCAGCAGUGGCGCUGCCGCAGCUGGUGCCGCUGUACCACACCAACUGCUAGGGGGGUC